Herpailurus yagouaroundi (jaguarundi) is the source of this 7125-nucleotide messenger RNA. RefSeq names its product membrane associated ring-CH-type finger 1 (gene MARCHF1). The record is from RefSeq and is a predicted model, not a curated record. Lineage: Eukaryota; Metazoa; Chordata; Mammalia; Carnivora; Felidae. Gene Ontology annotation, molecular function: zinc ion binding. The transcript is spliced from 4 exons. Bases 2188 to 3120 code for a protein of 310 amino acids.
AUCAGUAAUUUGAGGUUACUUUUGGGCUGCAUUGCUUUUUUUUUAAAGAGAAUGAGUAGUGAACUUCACUUUUUUCAGUGACUGCUGUAUGCAGAACCCCCUACUAAUCUCAGUGGAUGUAUGUAGGAUAAGUGGUGCACAACCUAACAAAACUUACUCUUUACAGCAUAAAAUACAGGAAUGCUUAUACUUUAUGAAAAUUGACUAUGUAUCUAUUCUGGUGAUGCAGAAAUGAAGUUAAUCUGAAUUAAAAAUUGGAAAUAAAUGAGUUUUGAUAGAAAUCUUGAAGAACACAAUCAAACGUGGACUGGUGUUCAAAAAUGGCAUUCACAUAUUUUAAAAAUACAUUGUUCAUGGGUUUAUAGGGAAGCCUCUGAAAAUUAUAAACCAGAAGCGUGCAGAUGUUAAUCCGUCUGUGGGAGCGUGCUGAGAACACCAUCCUUCCCUCUGGGCAUCCUGUUUCCUCUACCUAGAAUAUUUUUUAUCUCUUCUUUAAUAAUUCCUGCUUGCCUUUAAGAUUAGCUUAAGUCUCAUCUCCUAUUGUGUCUCCAUAGUUUCCUAUGACUACCAUGACAAAUUACCACAAACUUGUUGAAUUAAAACAGCACAGCUCUAUUGUCUUAUGGUUUUGGAGGUCAGACGUCAAGUGUGGGUCUCACUGAGCUAAAACUGAGGUGUCAGUAUGGCUGCAUCUUCUGGAAGGUCUUGGGAAGAGCCCAUUUUCUAGCCUUUUCCAGCUUCCAGAAGCCACUUACAUCCUUGGUCAAGACCCCUCCCUCCAUCUUCAAGGCCAAAAGUGUAGCAUCUUUCUUCCUCUCUGACCUCUGCUCCUAUCCUUCCAUCUUCUCUCUCUGACCCUACCUCUGUUGGCUCCCUCUCAUAAGGAUCCUCAUGUUUACAUUGGGCCCAUUAAGAUAAUCCAGGAUGAUCUCCCCAUAUCACUACUCUUAACUUAAUCAUAUCUGCAAAAUCCCUCUUGUCAUGUAAGGAAACAUAAUCACAAAUCCCAGGGAUUGGGGUGUUGACAUCUUGGGGCAGGUGAGGGGGCAGGGGGAGCAUAAGGCAGUAUUAUUCAGCCUACUAUGCCUCCUCUUGAAAGUUAUUGAGUUCAAUUUUUGAGUUUUAGAAUUAGUUUAUCUUUCUCUGGACCCACAGCCAUCUAUCUCUAAUAUGGGAAAUUUUAGAACUACUUUGAAAUUUGGGGUUACUGUUUCUACCUUAACUGUUAUUUCUUGAUGUGAAAACUGUAUUUCAUCUGUGCAGUCAUACUGAUCUAAAUUUGGACCUAGGCCUCCUCCCUUAGUUUCCUCCUGUGUGAAGGAGAAGUGUAUUACAAGGUAGGUAAGAGAACAAAUGUGAGAGCAAGAUUCCUCAUCCCAAACCUCUGUCCUAGCACCUAAUUGUAUGAAGCAGCACCAAUUUUUCAGUUUUCUUAUCUAUAACAUGGAAAUGAUUACAACAUUUAACACAUUCACUUCUUGUGAGCAUUAAUGAAUGGACACAUGAAAAUUACUUAGAACAGUGAUUGCUCUAAAAGUACUUAGAGCAUAGUAUUCACUCAAAACUGUUAGUUGUUAUUAUCUCCCACCUGUGAGAUUAUAAUAAAGAUUUAGGAGACAGUCGAUAAAGCCACAGUACAAUGCCUGGCACACAGCAAAUUCUCAAUACCUUCUACCUUUUGAUUGAUCAUCAUCACCUGUAUUAAAUACAAGUUAAAGAAGUCAAAUUUAGUGAAGAAAAUGCUGUGUUUCAAAGGUAAGAGUUUGGUGAAAUGUGCUCAACUCUAGGCUAACAAUCUGAGUUUUUUCAGGCUCUAUUAUCCUCAGGUUCAAUAUGGUCACGAAAGGUCAAUAAUGGUGUGAUGGAUAGAUUUUAUUAGUUUCAAUGAUGAAAUAAUAAUAGUAAUAACUAUCAGCUUUUAAAUACUACAAACUGCUUUCAAAUACAUUAUCUCCUAGGGACUUGAUGUGACUUAAUGUUUAUUCCAGACAGUAUCUAGCAGGCUAAUGGCUAUUUGAUUAUUUAGGCUUCAUUGGUGUGAUCUUUGUCACACAAUAGCCUUCAUGUCCUUUGUAUUAUGAAAUUUUCAAGUGUUACCCAUUGCUUCCAAGGCAAACUGAGCCAUUCCAUUCAAAUGUUUACAGUAAAUAGAACAGAAACUUGUGGAAUCGUCUUCCUCUCUCAUAAAUGAAGCAACAGCAAAGUGGUACAGCAUCUCAGCUGUUCCAAGUUCCUCAAAUAAGUUUUACUUUUGCAAAACGAACUAACUUCCUAUAUGUUGUGAGCUGCGUUAUGAGCAACAUGACCGGCAGCCACGUUUGCUGUAAUUUUUUAAAUAUGUGGAAAAAAAGCAAGAUAUCGACCAUGUAUUACCUUAACCAAGAUGCCAAAUUAUCUAACUUGUUUCUCCAGGCAAGCAGUCCAACGACAGGGACAGCUCCCAGGAGCCAGUCAAGGUUGUCUGUCUGUCCAUCCACUCAGGACAUCUGCAGGAUCUGUCACUGUGAGGGGGAUGAAGAGAGCCCCCUCAUCACACCCUGUCGUUGCACCGGCACCCUGCGCUUUGUCCACCAGUCCUGCCUCCACCAGUGGAUCAAGAGCUCAGACACGCGCUGCUGUGAGCUCUGCAAGUAUGAUUUCAUCAUGGAGACUAAGCUCAAACCCCUCCGGAAGUGGGAGAAACUACAGAUGACCACCAGCGAAAGGAGGAAAAUAUUCUGCUCUGUCACAUUCCACGUAAUCGCGAUCACCUGUGUGGUUUGGUCUUUGUAUGUAUUAAUAGAUCGGACAGCGGAAGAAAUCAAGCAAGGCAAUGAUAAUGGUGUUCUUGAAUGGCCAUUUUGGACAAAACUGGUUGUGGUGGCCAUUGGCUUCACGGGAGGUCUUGUCUUCAUGUACGUACAGUGUAAAGUCUACGUUCAGUUAUGGCGCAGGCUGAAGGCCUACAACCGUGUGAUCUUUGUGCAAAAUUGCCCAGACACUGCCAAAAAGCAGGAGAAGAAUUUCUCGUGUAACAUAAACACGGACAUCAAAGAUGCUGUGGUGGUGCCUGUAUCACAAACAGGUACAAAUUCACUGCCAUCUGCAGAGGGAGGCCCCCCUGAGGUCAUCCCGGUGUGACACAAACAGUUGGGAGUUUCUUCACUGAAGGGUAUCUUUCUAGCCCUUAGCCACUACAAAUGACAGAAGUGAUCCUGAAUUAUUCACUCCUUUAUCUUCUCCUUUCUCCUACUGACUCAUUCUUCCUUACUUUGCUCAAAAAAGGAAAGGACCAAAAGGCACCGAUGACCAGGAUCCCAUGAAGCAGUCCAAAGUGUGAUACAGAAAUGUGAAAAAUUUGCUAGAGGUGAUUUCUAAGACAAUUAAGAACCAAUGGAGCGAGGGAUGCUUUCAGGCAAUGACGAAAGACAACAUGGACACAUGCAUCUUCACGAUAGCAGGACAAAGUUUAAGAAUACAGACUUGAAUUGCAAUGUGUAUUUCUUCUAAGGCCUUGUAAUGUUAACUCUCUCAUCCAGAAAUAAGAAACAUACUUGGUUUUAAGCUUGAAAUUGUCUACGUUAUCCUUACGUCAUAUCAGAAGCAAACUUGGAGGAUGCAUAUUUUGAUAUUUAUACUUUGGACGGCUAACAGAUUUUUAUGGCUAUAGUGGAGUCCAGUUGUUUUAACAGAUGCAUGUUUUUAAAAUAGAUGCAAUACACAUUUGAAGAGAUCAAUACUUAGAAUUAUGUUUAAGUCAUGAGCAAAAGAUUUUCAGAGUUUUUUGGGUGUAAUUAGCACUGUUAAUACCUACAGAAGUUGAAAUCAACUAACAGGCUCUAUAUUUUAUCUCGUCCCUCUUAAGACAGUGUUGUCCAACAGAUAUAUAACGUGAGCCACAAACGCAGGACAUGUCAUAUGCAUACAUUUUAAACUUUCUAGCAGCCCCAUUAGAAAAGUAAAACUAAAUGAAAUGUUUAUAUUUAACACUAUAUAUCAUUUCAACAUGUCAUCAGUAUUAAAAGAGAUAUUUUACAUCUUUUUCUUACGAACCAAGUCUUCAAAAUCCAGUAUGUAUUUUGUCUUUACAACAUAUCUUCAUUUGAAUUAACUGUACUGGAUAGCACAGCCCUAAAAUUAGAGGCAGGACCUCUGCUUCAUCGAACAGUUGAAUAUUUAAAAACAGCUCAAUUCAUUCUUUUAUUCAGAGUCUCUCAAAUAUUACAGUUUUAUUAAGCACUUACAUUCAUCAAAUUAAACAUCCUGAGUUAGGUGAACUUACCAUUUCUCUAAAAGGUAAAAAAAAAAAAAAAAAAAAAAGGGAAGGAUGAAAUGAUCUGUGGCAAAGUUCUGAAAUUAGCUUGUUUGCUACUAUGAAGCACAGAUGAUAGGGAAACAGAAAUUAAAUAUUUUUCUUAGGUCAAAUGUGUAAGUUUUUUUUUUUUUUUAAUCCACAUGUGGUAUCAACUUGACAGAGGAGUAGUUAUGACUAAACAUUUAGACUCUGUUUGAAAAAGCUGACAGCAUUUCCCUGCUCAGCUGGGAAGUAAAGAUACUGAAUAGAUUUUGUGAUAAGUAAUAAACUGAGUUGUUGAGGUUUGAUGUGCAGCUGAUUAUCGUGCUCCUUGCAUAUUCAUGUAAAACUGAAGCGUGGAUGAUAGAUUCUGCAGUGAGCUAGAUUAAUGAUUAUAGAUGUAGUGACCUGUCAAAGAAAGAGGUUCUACAUUUUAAAAGGUGAUUUAUUUUUGUUAGCUGUCAUAUUUAUUAUUGUGAAAAGGCAACUGUGAUGGCCAUAAGGACCAAAGCAUGGGUAUCGCAUUGCACAAACCUGGGUAUCACAUCGAUGCACUUUGUAAUUAUCAGUGUGCUUGUUCUUCACGGAUUAUCAUAUAAGAAAGGAAAAGGAAAUAACCUUUUAAUGAGGAGAAAGAUAUGAAUAUUAGUAGUGGCUGACACUUAGUCCAAAUAGUCCCAAUUCCUAGAAAUAAAGAAAAGGUAAACAAUGUCGUGUGUGUGUGUGUGUGUGUGUGUGGUGUGUGUGUGUGAUUUCAUGUAUGUACAUGAGAAAAGUGGUAAGGUUUUUGGUCAGUCAGGAAAACAAAAGGUUUAAAACAUCUUUCUUAAAACUUGUUACGGAGGGUAUGGAAUAAAGGCACAGGGAAGACCCAGUUGAAGUUAACGAAAGUGUACCAAAAUUUCUGCACAAAUAAGGGCAAAAGUGGUGUAAUAAAAAAUUAAUGAACUUUAAACAGACUAAAAUUUGUAUUAACUUCCUCUUAAAUUUCUAUUUUAAAGUUUUAAGAUAAAUACUCAUGAAUAGAAGCUUUGGGUGAUUUAACCAUGGCAUAUCACCCAAUAGAUUAACCUUGAUUCAAUUUUUCUGUUAAUUGCCCUAAGCUUUUUACUAAUCCAUUUCUCCAGGAGUUUAGCAAUGGGAACAAGUUGUUUACAUAUAUUCCCUGGGGGGGUGGGGAAGGAAGUGGGAGGGAAUCUGUCACCCGCAAGCAAUGAAAUGUUAUCUCUUUUGUCUGCUCUGGAAGGAAAAUGAUUAUUUACUUUACCACCAAAAAUACUAUUUAAAUUCUGUACAGAUCUAAAGAUUGGUAAAUGCAUAGCUCAUUUCUCAAUGGGAGAGGACUGGCUAAUAGGCCUUGUUUAUUAAGGGUCACACCUAACACUAAGAAAAUAUUUCUAGAAUGAAAAGAUCAGCAUUACUGUCUUAACAAGAAAAUACGACAUAGUGUUUUAAGAUCAUACCUAAAUUCUCAAAAUUAACUUACAAAAGCCUUGACUUUCUUGUAAUGAGAAUAUAAUAAUACAUAUAGCUCCCUAGAGGGUGAACAGUCAGCUUUUUAUUCUGCUAUUACUCUUCUGAACUUCAUAUAUAAACCCUGAACUCCCGAAUUUAAAUCUUUUACAAAGUUUUCCUAUAAUGGCUGUUUAUAGUUCAAACAAUCUGAAAUAAUUACAUGCAUUCAAAACCUAAUGUUGAUUUCCUUUCAUAUUUUGUGUGGCAACUGCCCUUUCAGUGAAAGGACUUGGCUUUGUGACAAUACUGUUGUGGACUGGAUAUACCCUUCAAAAACUACUCUCCAGGCUGACAGUUUUUUUGAAGCAUGUUUUCCUGCUCAUGUAAAAAAAUGGAAUUGAAACAAAGGACUGAAAUUGAAGAAUGGCAACACAAUUCUGUUAAAAAUCUUGGCUUUUUAUAAUCAUGCAUUUGGUAGUAUCAAUACCAUAAACUACAGACAUUUACGCUGUUAAUUUUUAAAAGAACUCUCACUUUCAUUGUAUCAAAGAUUGAAUUGUAAAGCAAUGAAAUUCCAGUUAUUUUUUUAAAGAGUGAAGUCCAAAAGGCAAUUAAGCUUGAGAACAAACACAAGUAAAACAAAAAUGAAAAAAAUCCAAAAAUGAUCCCAUCAACCUGGGAUAUAGCAGUGGAGACACUGAAGAUAGGUGUAUAUUGAAGAAGUGUUUUAAAAUAUCCCCAGCUUGAAUCUCACUCUGAGCUGCUAUUACAUAUGAUUAUUGCCCCAGAGAUAGCCUCGUUUAUUUUGUUUUGCAAAAGGUCCCUGGGUACCCCUAAAACAUCUAUUGUUUGGCUGGAAAAUUAGCUCAUUAGAGCAAUGACAUCAUUAAGAGACUGUAAUUGCCAAGGGGGUGUGGUGGGGAAGAUUAUUCCAUUUGACUGACAGUUUACCUUUCCUUACCUUGCCAAUGAAUAUUUCGGAACAAAGUAGAGCUCUUUAAACUUAUUAUUCAUUAUUGUAGUUGUUAUAUAAUAAUUGUGAAAGACUUACACUUUAAUUAAGAAAGAUAAAAACCUUUUUUUUCUUAAGUCAGCCCAAAGGUGCUAUUUUACAUAUCAAUACAGCUGAAAGGAAGUGCUGUUAUUUUGGGCUGCAAUGUUUCCUCCAAAUCUGAAGCCCAUUUUGAAAUUGGAUAUCACAUUUAAAACAAACGAGGAAAAAUUAUUUUAACUGUGUGCAAUUUUUGAGAUUGAGCAUUUGUACUUUUUUGGUUUUACCUAAUUCUCUUGCAUUAACAACUUACUGUUUUGUGAAUAAUGUGUACUGAGAUGAAUUAAGGAAAAGAAAAUAAUUAUCUGUGAAAGAAAGACUUUGUAUAUUAAACAAGUGACCUAAA